AAAAUGACCCAGCGUCACGGGAAAGAAGGGUAUCUUACUCCAACCAAAGAAUUACACCAACUUUCAUUCAGUCCAGGCCAAGGCCAUGCCUUUUGAAUGACAAGAAUAGUUAUACAGAGCGUCGAACUCAUAAAGGAAGAAGGUCCUAUGAGGCGUAGGUUUUCUAUAGGUGCUGGAGUUUCACUUCCUCCACGAACUGAUGGCCGAAAGCUUGUCCGGAAUGCUUCAUUUGGAGGAUGCAGUGAACUCUCACCAAUCUUUCAAGGUUUUGAUAGAGGGAAAGAUGAUGCUUCACAGAGUAAAGAUGAUUCUGCACAAUCAAUGUCAAAAAGCAAGUCAGAAUCUAAGAUAUACAAUGGAUCAGAAAAGGACAUCACUGCUUCCUCCCCCACUACCAAACUCACAAAGAAGGAGUCUCUUAAGGUUCAAAAAAAAAAUUACAGGGAAGAAAAGAAAAGAGCCACAAAAGAAUUACUUAGCACUAUCACAGACCCAUCAGUCAUUGUUAUGGCUGAUUGGCUGAAGAUUCGUGGUACAUUGAAAAGUUGGACCAAACUUUGGUGUGUGUUGAAACCAGGAGUAUUGCUAAUUUAUAAAACACCUAAAAAUGGCCAGUGGGUAGGAACAGUUCUUCUGAAUGCUUGUGAACUCAUUGAGCGGCCUUCAAAAAAGGAUGGAUUCUGUUUCAAACUUUUCCAUCCUUUGGAACAGUCUAUCUGGGCUGUUAAGGGUCCUAAAGGAGAAGCUGUUGGCUCUAUAACACAACCAUUACCCAGUAGUUACUUAAUCAUUCGAGCAGCUUCAGAAUCGGAUGGUAGAUGUUGGAUGGAUGCAUUGGAGCUAGCUUUGAAGUGUUCAAGUUUGCUCAAACGUACAAUGAUUAGAGAAGGUAAAGAACAUGAACUGAAUUUAUCAGAUAGUACACAUGUUUCUUUCUAUGGCCUGCUGCGUGCAAACAACGUUCACAGUACUGAAAGUUUCCCGUUAAAUGAUAGUGAAAUUGAAAGACAUAAUUUUAAAGAUCCAGAUAUGUACUCUGAUAAAUCAGAUAGAGAAAAUGACCAUGAUCGUGAUGAGUCAGAUAAUGAUGGUUUGGGAGAAAGUGACACAGAUACAUCAGAGAGACAGGAUGAUUCAUACAUUGAUCCUGAACCUGAUCAUGUAAAGGAAACAAUUUACUUAGAAGAAGCUCAUGAAGAACUCGGAGAGGCAGGAGAAGCUUCUCAAACAGAAAUAGUUUCAGAAGAGAACAAGAGUUUGAUCUGGACAUUGUUGAAACAAGUACGCCCAGGAAUGGAUCUCUCCAAGGUGGUACUACCUACAUUUAUUUUGGAAACACGUUCUUUCUUGGACAAACUCUCUGAUUACUACUAUCAUGCAGACUUCUUAUCUGAAGCUGCCCUUGAAGAGAAUGCUUACAAUCGUAUGAAACAAGUUGUGAAAUGGUAUUUGUCAGGAUUCUACAAAAAACCAAAAGGACUUAAAAAACCUUAUAAUCCUAUACUUGGUGAGACUUUCCGUUGUUUGUGGAUUCAUCCAAAAACAAAUAGCAAGACUUUUUAUAUUGCUGAACAGGUGUCUCAUCAUCCUCCAAUAUCCGCCUUCUAUGUAAGCAAUCGAAAAGAUGGAUUUUGCUUAAGUGCUAAUAUUUUGGCCAAAUCCAAGUUUUACGGAAAUUCACUAUCUGCCAUUCUGGAUGGUGAAGGGCGACUGAUGUUCCUAAAUAGAGGAGAAGACUAUGUAAUGACCAUGCCAUAUGCACACUGUAAAGGGAUCCUAUAUGGCACAAUGACUUUGGAGCUUGGGGGAACUGUUAGCAUCACAUGUGAGAAAACUGGAUACAGUGCAGUCCUUGAAUUCAAGCUAAAGCCAUUUUUGGGGAACAAUGACAAUGUUAAUCAAAUAAUGGGGAAAAUUAAACUGGGAAAAGAAGUUCUAGCCACUCUGGAAGGCCAUUGGGACAGUGAAGUUAUAAUUAGGGAUAAAAAGACAGAUGCUUCAGAGACAUUCUGGAACACAACACCUGAGAUCAGGCAACACAGAUUAAGAAGAUACACAGUGAAGUUUGAGGAACAAGGUGACUUUGAGUCAGAGAAACUUUGGCAACAUGUGACUCGAGCUAUAAAUAAUAAAGACCAAGCAGAAGCAACUCAGGAAAAAUAUAUUCUGGAGGAAGCUCAGAGGAAAGCUGCCAAAGAAAGGAAGGCACGAGAUGAAGUCUGGGUCUGCAGACUGUUUGAGCCAGAUCCACUUACAGGAGAAUGGAAUUACAGAUAUGCCGAUACAAGACCAUGGGAUCCACUGAAUGACAUGGUACAGUUUGAAAAAGAUGGCGUCAUUCAAACGAAAGUCAGACAUCGGACACCAAUGGUUACUGUUGCAAAAAUAAAACGGUCUGCUAAGUCUAAGAAAGAGGAAUGUGGCUUCUCCUCACCAGAGCCUGAUAAUCAGGACUCAUCAGGAAGUGAAGCACAACUCAAACAUAACACAAGAAUCCGAAAGAAAGCGGUAGAUCUUGCUGAACUGCAAAGUGCCAUUGAAUCUAUAAGGACAACACAGGAAGAUAUUCGGAGGGACAUUACAGCGUUAAGAACACGAAUGACUUCAGGUUCACCAACUCCAGAUAACUUCUUUCAGUUCAAGCACUAUGUCUUCAUCAUGCUGAUGGUUCUUCUGCAACUUAUAAUCAAUUACUUAUUCAAAUAGAAUAUCUGGACAGAAGAAUAUUUAUGAAAUGGAAUUAUUAUGGUCUUCAUGGGACCAUCUUUUAAGCUUGGUUUGGCUUCAAAUAAGGCAAUAUUAUCUAAGGGCCCAGAAGAUUCAGACAUUUGCCUCAAAAGAUUGGGCUCAUAUGGAAUAGUUUAUUAUAUUCCAUCCUAGCCAGAUGACGUGGACAAUGCUUACGUGCCAGUACCUUCCUCUUCACAUCUUCCAAAUGCUGGAUAACUGCCUUGCAUGUUCUAAAGUGUCAUAAACUACAAUUAUAAAUACCAGUAUAGAAUAUACCAGUUUGGAAUUUGAGGACUUUUUUUUUGCUAUAAUCAAUCCCUAUUGAACAUGCUAGCAAAAGAAGUAAAUUUUGACCUAAGAUUUUUCUUCCUAAGUUUAAUCAAUCUUACUUCAAUAAGAAAAUAAUACCAAGGGAUAUUAAUUCAGAAAAUUCAAUAAUUGCAGAAAAAUGAAACUACUCAGCUGUUCAUUGUCAUUAAGACAUAUGAGCUAUUAGUCAUCAACAUUUCAUUAACUCUACAAUUUUCAGGGAUAGUUAAUGAGGGUUUUUUUUCCUUAGUUUAUAACAGUGGAUCUUUGCUAAUAGUAUUCGUUUAAGAGGAAAAAACAUGUCAGCUGUCCAGAGAAGUAAACAGCUUUUGUGCCAAGCAGUAUUUUGACUCAUUUCUUCCCAAAUAGAAACUCAUAUUGAUUGUUACUACUUAUUUAAUUUUAGGGAUGUCAAUGAUGAGAUGCAGAGGAAUAGAAAAUGUACUGUUUAGAUAGUAUAAAAAAGGGAAGCUGUAUUACGUUAGAUAAAUUCUUAUGAUUGACUUAUGAGAUCCUAUCUGUAUUUUAAAAACUAUAUUAAUAUUGGGUUCAUCAGUUCAGGUUACACAGUGUGGACACAACUCCAUCUGAAUAUUUAUACUGCAAAAAUAAACCUUUGGGUAACAACGUUAUAGUUUCAGGAAUAUAGUUUCAAGACUCUGGAAGGUUCAACUGCUACUCAGUUUCUAAUUGCUUUUAAAUGCCUCAGAAACUAGUACAUUUACCCUUGCUUUCUUUAUACUAAAAUACAGAGUUAUUAUACUGAGUCUCUGUAAGUAAAUUCACCAAAUCUGGAUUGGGCUGCAUUAAAUUUCAAAAGAUAGAUCAAAUUACAGUCACAUUAGUCUUGCUAUUCUGUUUUUUAUAUGUUACAUAGUGUUAAUUUAAGAUGUGUGUCAAUAUACAGAGCAGCAAGAAGCAUACAUCCUGCAUGAUUUAUAUAUUUUAUAGCAAUUCUAAAUCUUUCAUUUAGAGAUACAUAAUUUACAUUUGGUCAAUUUGGGAUUCAAAUGGUUUUAGGAUACAUAGAUUUAUCUUUGUUUUUACAUAGCUGAAAAUUACUAAAGAAAAGAAGGGGAUUUUAUUUCAGAAUCACCUUUCAGAUUAGUUGUAUAUCUCUAAUACUCCCAUCCAAAAUCUAACCAUUUUAAAGAUGUUGGAAUAUUUCAACAUGGAGUCUUAUAACACGUGGGAGUUAUUUUCGGAACAUUUUCUGAGAAUAUCAGAAUGAAGAAGGUAGCUGUGGCCAACCUUCCAGUUUUCCCCUGUCUGCCUUAAAUAAACUCAAUAAAUUAUUAUGUUUUAAAAGUGCUACAGUUUAGAAAGAGAAAUGUAUUACCAUUGGAGUGAACUGGUUGAUUACAGCCAUGAUUCAGAUGCUUUAUAAAUUGAUCGAAAUGCCUGUUACAGAUGUAUAUGAGUUGAAAAAGUAUAGCAUAAAUAAAGUACAAAAACAUAUGUUCUGACUUACAUUUAUUUGUAUGCAUUUGGAGCAACUAGCUAUCUGUAUGUAAAUGAUCAGUGAUUGUAACCGUUAGAUUUAUUUGGUUUUCACUGUUUUGACAAUGCCUCCUAAUAUAAAUACCAUAUUACAUCUAUUUCUAUCUGUUGAUAUCUAAAUCCCUGUGGAUAUGUCUAGAAAAUGUAUUUGUUCAGUUGCUUUCUUUUAAACAUUUCUUAUUCCUUUUAUGAGACUCCCAAACCAGUUACAUUUUCAGUUACAUUGUUCAUAUUACAGGAGUCCAAAGCACUCCUGUGUCAAGCACAGCUCAAAAGCUUGUUUUAUGUUGCACCUUCAUAUAAGUUCCUUGUGUGAACUAAGGAAUCUAUUGCCUAACCAUGUUUUGUAUGAUAUGUCUGAUUAUGAGCCUAGUUGAUAAGAUGUUUCUGUACAAUAUUUAGCUUUAUGAAUACAAGUCUACGUUCUUUCAUUUAGACUUUUUUUCUGCACAUAGUAAUAAGGAAACUCUGACCACCGUUUGUAGAGUUCUAAGGGCAACGGUUUCCUUGAUAACAUUUAAUACUUAAAAUAGAAAAUAAUCAGAAUUGUGUGUUGACAUGUUUGUGUGUUUGUUUAAAAGAAAUGCACUAUAAGCCUUUAAAUAUACCAUGUAAUCAUUAAUAUAACUAAAAUGAAAUGUGUUGUGUAAAAUAGUAAAUAGACUCCUGGCAAUACAUGAUUCUUGUAUCCUAUGUUGGGCUGCUUUUUAACUUUUAGUUAUCACUUAAGAGUACAGCAUACUCACUUUUCAUAAAAAAGUUCCUUUUGACAGCUAAUCUGUAAAAUAUAUUAAAUGAUUUUACAACUCACUACCCUCCUGUGCCUUCAGGAAGAUCUUCUUGCCAACUCAACAUUCAUUAAAUGGGAUGAGAGUUAAAAUUGUUUUAUUUACCAUGAUGUUGUUGUUUGUCUUGAUGGAUGUUUCUUCGUUAUGGUUUUUAAUCCUAAUAUAUAUAGGAUGCCUAACUGUGAACUAAGUGAUUACUGUGUUUCUUCUCUUUCCUCAAUUUCUUGGCAUCUUUUGAGAGUGGGCGAUCAGAUACUUGAGUAUUGUUACAGUGCCUUGAUGGAGUUCGCACAGCAAUGAGGUAUGUAUAUGUAAGUAUACUUUCAAGGUUGUACCAUAUCUUUCAAUAUUUGGGGGAGAAAUGUAAAAGGAUGUAUAAUUACAGAAAAAUACAUCAGUUUUUUUUUCUUUUGAUAACUACAAAGGACCCAAUAUUGGAGUAAACGUUCUUGUACAAUGAAACUGCAAUGUUGUUUGUUGAUAUUGCAAAAAUAGCCAUAAUAAAAUUCUAACAUCACUGACAACCAGCUUCACUUUUAUUUUAACAAAGUGUGUGAUUUCUGAGCAAAAUGACUGAGGAUGAAAAUAAAAACAUGAAAUAUGUGGAAAAGUCCUGUUCUAAUAAUUUCCUUGCAUAUAUUAAGAAUCCACUUGUUUAAUGGAUUUAAAUAUUGGCUAUUUAAAUGAGUAGCCUUCUGCUAUUCUUGAAAUCUUUUUUUUUCUAGUUUCUGAACUGAAUAAACUUAUUAGCGUUUUUAAUUCUAUUGCCAUUUUUAUUUUAAUGCUCUGUUUGAAUUUUUAUACUGCUACACAUUUUUAACUGAAAAUAGGCCAUUGUAUGUUAAGGACCAGUGUUUAGUCCAAUGCAUAUAAUAUAUGUAAUGAAAAAAUGUGAAUACAUUUACUCGUAUGUAUGUAUGUAGGAAACUCCUAUUUCUGUAAGUUUCCUGUUUUUGCAUAUCAUGUAAAAUAUUAUUAUUAUUAUUAUUAUUAUUAUUAUUAUUAUUAUUACACUGUUCUCUUUGCAAAUCAUGCUGCAUGCAGUGUGAUGAAGGAAAUGUAAUCCUUUGAAAGUACUGAACUUGUGUUUCAUGGAUAAUUAUAUAACUGAGUUCAAAAAUUUGUUUAGAAGUCCAUUUGUAAAUUUAAAGUUCUACCACUGGUCAGUAGUUUUGUACAAUUAGAGAAUAAAAAGUUGU
This is a messenger RNA of Python bivittatus (Burmese python), 6526 nucleotides long. It is a transcript of the gene OSBPL8, whose product is annotated as oxysterol binding protein like 8. Gene Ontology annotation, molecular function: cholesterol binding. Lineage: Eukaryota; Metazoa; Chordata; Lepidosauria; Squamata; Pythonidae. Gene Ontology annotation, cellular component: cortical endoplasmic reticulum; cytosol; membrane. The record is from RefSeq and is a predicted model, not a curated record.